Messenger RNA from Nerophis lumbriciformis (worm pipefish), 3445 nucleotides. Its product is annotated as C-Jun-amino-terminal kinase-interacting protein 1-like. Gene Ontology annotation, biological process: regulation of JNK cascade; JNK cascade. Gene Ontology annotation, cellular component: cytoplasm. Gene Ontology annotation, molecular function: MAP kinase scaffold activity; JUN kinase binding. The record is from RefSeq and is a predicted model, not a curated record. Lineage: Eukaryota; Metazoa; Chordata; Actinopteri; Syngnathiformes; Syngnathidae.
CCCUUCCCCCUCCUCCCCCCUGUUUGCCUUCUUCUAGCUGUCCAUCCCUUUUCACCUCAUCCUUCUUUACAUUAUCUCCAUCAUCGUCUCUCCGUCUCCCCUCUCUGCUCUGCUCUCGCCACGAAGAGGAUGGUGACGAUGAUGAUGUGACAACGAGACUGACCAAUCAUCAGGCUUGAAGGGCGCACAAGGGGCGUGGCUACACCACUAGCUUGGGGGCUAAACAAGGAGUCAGAGGAGGAGGAGGAGGAGGAGAAAAGGGAGGCAGAGGACAAGGACCAUCUACACCGGCUGAAAAAAAAAAGGAGGAAAAGAGGAGGAGGAGGAGGGCGGGUGGAGGCUGUCACCUCUCAACGGGGGUUUAAUCCGUGCUGUCAUGGAGAAAUAUCGACCAAAGAGACCCACCACGCUAGCUCUUAUACCACAGCGAGCUGGCACCCAGGACACAAUAAACAACAACUCUUCGGGGAAGAAAGACAGCUGGAAGGGCUCCAGGUCUUCAUCCUCACACAUUACAGGGGCUCGAACACAAAGCGAUAGUCAACCAAAAGCAGAGGACAAAGUCAGACCUUGCACCCGCCGCCCUGCCCCGAAACCGCCAACCGGCAGCACAUCCAAUGGAAGAGCCAGCACUCAAGCUGCAGCUGGCGGCACACAUGUCCGUCCACGGGAAAGAGAGCCGCCAGGGGCCAUGCACACUAAGUCAUUCAUAGCGCCAAGCAGCCAACGGAGAGGGGGAGCAGUGGGAGGAGGCAGAGGAAGAGGAGAAGGGAGAAGCUUUGGGGACAUCAGAGGAAAGGAUGGAGCGACAUCAGCGAAGGAAGAAAGAAGGGGAGGAAGACUGUGUGAUGAGUCCAAAGGCAAGGAGAAAGAGAAAACCAUCAACUACAGACCUAAAGAAACAAAUCGACCAAAAAGCUCGGCGGCAGAUGGAAAAGGGAAACUAUGUGCUAAAGGGGAAAACAAAGGAGGGAAGGGGAAACUCAACCACUCACUGUCCAACCAGGUUUACUUAACAGCCAUGGUGGUCCCACGCACACCUGUAGCACCAAGAAAAGGGGACAAGACCAAGGUUCAAGGCCAAAACCAUGACAGGAAAAGUCGUUCCCAAUCCAGUAGUGAUGGGGGGUCCAACAGAAUGUCCCUCAGCUCAGACACAGAGGGACCCCCACCAGAACCCCUGCAUCCCCCUCUAUCUCAUCGAGCUAACCCUGACAUCAGAGAAGAAGAGGGUGAAGGAGCUCUAUUUUCCACUGGGAAAGACCAUGAGAGUCCAGAAUCUUUACCUGAAGGUGACACGAAGUCAGAGACAGACUGUAUCCAAUCAGAGGGGGACCCAAGAGGAGGAAAGGGUGAUAAUAAGAGUGAAACUGAGAGCACCAAAUCUGUUUGUCUGGGCGAUCCUGCAGCUCCUCAGACUAAACCAAAGAGCGAAGCGUCUGCGGCGUUAAAUUGUGACUCUAUUAAACCCACGCUGGUGGUUGACGAGCACGCUCAUUUGGAGCUGGUCAGCCUCAAGGACUGCUUGCACAGUAAGAGCGGACACAAUGAAGAUAGCGAUGCAGAGACCGUCUAUCAGUCAGCCAAUGAGGAGGAAGACCCGGAGUAUGAGGAGGAGAGGAAGAAAAAAGAGGACGCCAAAAAGCAAGGGUGCAGGAAAGAGGAAGAAAUGAGAAGAAAGGAGGAGAAGAUGAAAGAAGACUUGAGGAGGAGAAGGGAGGAGGAGGUGAAAAGAAGGAGGGAAGUGGUGACGAGGGUCUGCAAGCAUCCCAAGGCAAUAACAGCCAAAACAGCAGAGGAAGAGGAAUCUAAUGGAGGAAAAGCAAGCGCACCCAGAAGCAAGAAGUUUUUAAACCUGUUUUCUACUGACAAGGACUACAGUUCCACUGGUGCAGGCUCAUUUAGCAUGUUUUCCUGUGUGUUGGAUGGAGUGGAGAGGCAGCAGAGCCAUAAGGCUGCAUACAGGUUUGUCCCCCGCCAUGCUGAUGAGCUGUACCUGGAGACAGAUGACCCGGUCUUAAUUCUCAAGCAGUCUGAGGAUCUGUGGUGUCAGGGUUACAACAUGAGGACAGGGGCUACUGGAAUCUUCCCUGCUUUCUACGCCGUCAGGGUGGCCAAAAAUACUACCAAAGGGCAAAGGGAUGGUUGGAUUGAACAGUUCCUGGUGCGAUUCUUGGGUUCCGUUCAAGUUCCCAUCCAAAAAGGCAACAAUGUGUUGUGUGCUGCUAUGAGGAAGGUUGCAUACAACAGGCGGUUAGCAGCACAGCCUCCCACAGCCUGUGUGCUCGAGGUCAGUGUGAGGGGUGUGAAAAUCAGUGUCCAGGACCAGUGUCACUCUGCUCACAGGGGAGAACAGUGUUUCCAUUUCUUCCAUUUGAAGAACAUCUCCUUCUGUGGCUGCCAUCCAAAACACAGCAAGUAUUUUGGUUUCUUCACCAAACAUCCUGACCAACACCGCUUUGCCUGCCAUGUGAUGAUGGCAGAUACAAGUUUACAUCCUCUGGCUAAGUCAGUUGGGAAGGCCUUCCAGCAGUAUUACAAAGAACACAUUGGCUACUCUUGUCCUACUGAAGACAUCUUUAUUGAAUAGCUCACCUUUUUUCCUCGUUGUGACAGAAUGUGUUAACUAUUGAUGAUGUGCACGUCUCGGAGGUCUAUUUGGGUAGAUUCAUCAUCCAGGUCAGUGUAAUCUACAAAGGCUGAAUUGAAGGCAAUUGGAAUAGGUACUGGACAAGUACAACACACAUAACCGUUUGUUGCAUAGAUAGGAGUUUUGCAAACACAAAAUCUAAAUGCACUGCAAACCCUGCAACACCCUCAGACACGUAUGUCCUACACUCGAGAGAAUAUAGACAAAUCUAAAUGUGACACCGAACAAACUGCUCGAUUCUCACUUACCGUAUUUUUCUGACUAUAAGUCGCAGUUUUUUUCAUAGUUUGGUCGGGCUCCAGUGCGACUUAUAUAUGUUUUUUUCCUUCUUUAUUAUGCAUUUUCGGCAGGUGCGACUUAUAUUCCGGUGCGACUUAUACUCAGAAAAAUACGGUACUUUCUAUUUUCAAUUUAUCUUCCAAAUGUCAUAUAUUUUAGCCAGCAAACUAGCACAACUACCUUAAUCAAUGAUUAGAUUUGUAUUCCCGGUUACGUCACAUGUUUGCGGGGCAGAGUUCAUAUGACUUAAAGGACCCGUAGCGUCAAGAUGAUCAAAAUUUCACUACAAAGUCCUCUUUAUAUAUUUUUUGCCCCUGAAAAUGAAUCGGGAAGUAAUUUCCCAUAAUAUCAAUUAGUUUUUGAGUAAUGAGUACAUAACUAACUUUACUUGGAACGCCUGCUUUCCAUCGCCAGACUCGAUAUGCUGCCCCCUCUUGGUGUGACGUCAAUUACAAAACUGGAGCCCAUUUCCCCGCACUGACAGUGUGGAUAAAGUCAUAUACAAUUAUUAUUUUG